AUGGAGGCCCCGGGGAACAUCCUGCAGAAGAGCAGGGAGCUGAGCGAAAUUCUGAUGAAGUCGUUUAAGAAUGAAGUUGGGAGCGUGAAUUACCUGAACGAGUGCAGAAAUAGAGACUGCUCUGAAUUCUACGGGGCGUUCUACCUGGUAUACUCGGACCUGAUCGAGAAGGACAAGACGUUGAACGCGUUCAAGGAGCAUCUGGUGUUCCUCUCCUUCUGCUACAUGAGCAAGUUGUUAGGAAAGCACUACCAUGUGUACCCACAGGAGAGUAAAGUGAAUAUCAGGAACAGCUUCAUUAAUAUCCUGUUUUCUUUACCCAUCAGUUUCAAUCACGAGUUGGAUGGGAACACACUACACAUGAAGGAGAAGUCAGUAGAAGCAGUGAAGAAGAGGUUCGUCGAUGUUUUUCUGAACCCAAAUAAUAUGUUAAUGGGUGACUACCUAAGUGAGAGGGACAAUUACUUGAUCCGUUUUUAUAUAAAUUGUACGAAGAAUAAGUUUGCUCAGAUUUUUAGCGUCCUCUGCCUGAACAAUGAGUACCUUUACUUUAGGUACCUAUACAACUUUUUGCUCUUUUUUGUGAGGGAGUUUCUAAGAAGAAGGUUGUCUUUGCAGGGGGGGGUCGAUACUGGUAGCAGUGGUGGUGAUUGCGAUGGUGGGUACUUCACCACCGUGGUGCACAUCUGCCUGAACUUCCUUCGAGAGAUAUUCUACAACAUCAGCAAUGAAAAUAGUAGUAACGUCCAGAACAAACAGCAAUUAAACAUUUUCAGGGGCCUGAUAAUAAAUGAGGCGAACGAGUUGUUCGAGUUUCUUUCCAUUUGUUUUUAUUACAGUCUGAGUGGUAGGAAGAAGGGAGAGUUCGAAUUGCUCAUCGAGUGUGUGAAGGAGCUGUUCUUUUUCUUCCCCGCGUAUCUGUUUUUUAACCACCGUGGGGGCAGCAACUCCCCGCUGAAGUUUCUCUUAAAUCUGCUCUUUGUUCGGUUUGCGGGUUCAAACGUCGCACAGAAUAACGCAGUGGAAAGUGCCUCCGUGGGAGGGGAGUACCCCCCCCUGCCGCUGGACCAGUUCAACCUACUAUACAAUAGUUACCUCUCCGUGAACGAACUGAGCUGCGUGUCACCCCCCGUGCAGUCCUUCCUGGCAAAACUGCAGUUGGAGGAACAUCUCCUUCUGAUUUUCCUGAACAUUAUUGAAUACAUUUCCAGGGUAAACAGCAAGACCUUUAUCCAGUUGGACGAAAGGGAAUUAAUGCAGUUCCUUGAAAGUUACUUCAACAUAAGUCUUAACGUUUUUGACGUGACGAGCUACUCCUAUCAGAAGCUCUACAUCCGAAUGAUCGUGAACCUGUCUGCCGUCCCCAUUUCCAACUACCUGCACGAAAAGAAUAAUAAAAAAAAAUGCCUGCACAUGUAUAUAAUUAAUGUGUUCAAAAAUGUUUACCACCCAGAUGUGGAGAUACUAGCCAACGUGCUAGCCAUUUGCAAAAACAUAUUCGACCACAACAGGGAGUUAAUCUACAUUAAAAAUAGGGAAAGUGAAAUAGCUAGCCAGAAAUAUAAUAUUAACAGGGUGGACAGAGAAAGCAUGCUGGACCAGAACAACGAAAAGGUGUUCAACCAGGACAUACACUUCGUUCUUAACGUAGAAGACAUGAAAAAACUGUUCAUCCUGAUGUUCGUUCGGUUUGUUAAAAUACCUUUGUAUUCUGAUCAGAACUGCCUGAACAAAAAAAUGAUGAUAAACUUUGUUAAAAACUUUAUUAGUGAAUACAAUGAGGAGUGGUUUGAGACUUACUUUCGAUACGCUCGGGAGGACUCUACAGGGGGAGAUAAGGGGGAGGGUGGCGUUACUACGUCGAACCAAUCUGGCCGAAGUGACCACACGAAGAAUCUCCUAAAACAGAGGAUUUUUUCCCUGUUUCGUGUCCUGGUGGGACUUAACCAUGAAGUGUUCUCCAUCAUGGUGGAGGUGUUCUGCGAGUUCUUCCGAUUUUACAAAAACAUUACCGUUGGAAAUUUGUGCAACGAGUCGAUGAAGGUGAAGGACUACUUCGUCUAUGUGUUGCUCCGUGGGUACUGUGAGUUGCUGGUUUUUUUUAUUAACACGAUGAAGGAGUGCAAGGAAGUUGUUACGGGGGGGGAUACCGAGGUGAACGAGGAGGUCAUCUCUUUUCAACUACUCCCCCCUGGAGAGAAGGAAACCUAUUUACAAGGAAUUGUGCACUUGAGGGAUUCACUUUCCAAGCGCAUUAUCGGAAAAAGUAGCUACGAAGAAACAGAGGUGACCAAUUGGAAGGGAGUGAACACAAACUGGGAUAAUUCCAACCGAAGGGAGGACAACAUAGAGGAGUUAAAGAGGAGAAAGGAAAAAGUCGACCUACAGAUACACAUAAUUAACUGCAUUCAAAAGUACGGGGGGUCUCCCUACUACGAAGUUAGCCCAGACUGCAUUAACAACUUGCUAAAUUGUUAUAAGGAUAUUUUAAAUGGAGACUUCAUAGACAUGUGUAAAGUCUCUCCUAGCUUCCUCCUAUUCGAGGUGAAGAGACUGCAGUUCUUGUCGGAGAGUACCUACCUGCUGCACUACAAUAAGCAGUGCGCCUUUUACAUGAUGGAAAAUUUGCUGCGGAAUAUCGUCCAGGGGGAAACAACCAAUUCGGCAGAUCGACUCGACGCCAACACCUCGAUGGAACUGAAAAAAAAUUACUUCACCAUUUUCACCUCCAUCAUCUCAAAUUUGAAACAUAUAGUGACGAACGAUAUGCUAGAGAAGUUGCUGAAUUCGUUUCUCGAGUUUAAGACGAACAGCAGUUUUUUCAAGUGUAAUAAAGAACUUUGUGUAUUUUUACUGACCCUCAUUUCUGUGUUGAAGGUAGAUGAUUUGAAUGGAAAGGUGAUAAAUUCCUACUUGAGGGUCGUCUUGGAAGAAUUGUUUGUAUUCCUCGGUGACGUUGCAAAGAGCAUAUCAUCGUUUGGGAGUCUUUUCCAGUUUUUAUUCGGGGAUGAGGGGAAGGUGGAGAUCGGUCGAACACUCCUGGAUGUUCUGAAAAUCGCGCAGACGUACUUCUCCGUUUUUGCCUUUGCAAAGGUGGAAUCGCGUCUUCGCAAGGUGGGCCAGGUUGAUGCCGUUGGUGGGGCCAUACUGGAGAACGCACACCUGGUGGAGAAUAAUCCGUUCCUGCAAAUCAGCAUGGAGCUCUUCACCAGGGUCAUGUUCGUAUACCCUGUGCUGAACGAUAUGUUGAAGAACUGUCGGUCAUUCGAGGCACACCCCAUGCUGUGUGCGGAGGUGAGUUACUUCCACCUGAACGCGAGGGAGCGCGAGAUUGCAAAUUUGUGCACGCAGAUGGGAAAAGAAGGAAGAAGUGGGAAGAAGUUCAGCCUAACGGUGAAGUCCCUGCACGAAAAUAUGUGCACUGUUGUGAAGCGGUUCAUCAGUGAGGGGUAUAUAUUUGUAUACAACGACAUGGGGAAGCUAUUCCAGGAAGUUCUAUCCCCCUCAUUCGAUUACAGCCCCUACCACUUCAUGGCCCAAAACGUGCAACAAGUGUACUUAUCUCUGAGUGAGAAGUUAAAGCAGCACCUUGGAGAACGAACCGUGAAAGAGUUAGUAGCCAAUUGGUGCGAACAGAUCUUUGCACAGUUCGUAGUGAAGCACUACACCUAUUUCAAGGCCAGCUUAGAGCACAUCCAGACGGUUCAUGAACAGCUGAACAGGCAGGAGGACAUCAAGGAGGAGGACUACGUAAUGUAUGGAGACCUCCUUUAUCAUAGCAAACACUACAUUUUUACUUUUUUAAAAAUAUGCAAAAAUGUUUUCACCGUUCCAAACGAAUUAAAGAAUAAACAAGACGGUAAAUCCUUCUUCUGUCGUUUCUAUCGGGACGACAAGAAUGAAACGUUGAACACGUUGUUUGUAAGUCUGGAGCUGCUUCUUCACAGCUACGACUGUAACAUUGUGAAGAGGUCCUUAGGUUUAUUCCUGGACAUAUCCGACUCGAUCAUGUUGCUUCCGUUUGAGUCCUCUCACUUUUUGAUUUACCUGGGGAUGCUCAAAAUUGUCCUGCGCUCCUUCCUGCUGUUCAAUCCGCCAAUAUUGACUCUCCAGCAGAAGGGGAAGGCCGGUAAUAGUGCCAACCUGUUGAAGAGAUACGAAGAGAAUAGUCCUAGCGGGAGAGGGGGUAUUCCCCAUGGUGACCUCUAUAACGACUCCGUCGAAGUGUACACUGGAGAGAUGAACCUCUUUGUGAAGAACGACCCGCAAGAAUUAACUUCCUAUUUACACGUCAUCCCGUCUGCCUUUAUUAAAAUUUGCAAGAAUUACUUUUCCCUUCAGGAGAAGGUGUACAGACUGAAGGAGAGUAGUACAACCUCCUUGGAUGAGUUGCUCCAGUUGGACAGUGUGAAGCAUUUUCUUUUCCUGUUCAAGGACGUGGAGGGCUCCUCCUCGUUUGACUUUCGCACCAUUGUUGCGGACCUGUUCCAACAGAACGCCUGCGACUAUUUGAGGGGCGCGCUGGUACAGUGCCGCCUCCAGGCACAGCGGUGA
Plasmodium coatneyi is the source of this 4554-nucleotide messenger RNA. RefSeq lists its product as uncharacterized. The transcript has a single exon. The record is from RefSeq and is a predicted model, not a curated record. Lineage: Eukaryota; Apicomplexa; Aconoidasida; Haemosporida; Plasmodiidae. Bases 1 to 4554 code for a protein of 1517 amino acids.